UUCAAGCUGGUGCCACAAAUGAUACAAGAGUUUUUAGGAAUUUUUUUUGUAAAAUUAUUUUUAAAAAAGGAUCGUUUUAAUGUAACCCCGGCACAUUAUGCAGCAGCAUGUGGCUCUAUUUCAACACUUAAGGCUGUCUUAUGUGAUAGGGAAGGACAACAACAACCUGUAGAUAGUGAAGGAAGAACUCCAUUUAUGUGGGCAGUUAUUGGACAAAAUGAAAAAUUGGUGCUACAAAUGUUAAGCAACAAAACUAGAGCUAGUCAAUUACUUGCUUGUAAAGAUCAUUUUAAAAGGUAA
Molecule: messenger RNA, 300 nt
Organism: Meloidogyne enterolobii
Lineage: Eukaryota; Metazoa; Nematoda; Chromadorea; Rhabditida; Meloidogynidae
Source: the annotation of a GenBank genome assembly